Molecule: messenger RNA, 5680 nt
Organism: Phytophthora nicotianae INRA-310
Lineage: Eukaryota; Oomycota; Peronosporomycetes; Peronosporales; Peronosporaceae
Exons: 1
Coding region: 1270-5520 (1416 amino acids)
Biological process (GO): RNA export from nucleus; protein import into nucleus
Cellular component (GO): nuclear pore
Molecular function (GO): structural constituent of nuclear pore
Source: RefSeq, a predicted model, not a curated record
UGCAUUAGAAGCAUAAAAUACAGGCACAUCACGCCUGAACUAACGCUCAAGACCGCUCAAGAGGAUGACGACAAACCAGCCACCACGCAGCAAUCAUGAUUCUGCCGAGAAGUUAUCCUUGCUAGGAAUCCGGCGUUUCGAAAUGAUUCCCCUCUGCAGUGCGAAUAGAGGUGGCGACGGAUACAGGACAGGAUAUAACUGUUGCUUCGAGUGCUACGAGUGGGCCAGGGUGCCGAACAAGUUAAGGAUGACGGUGGACACCGGUGUAAGGGAGGAUUGCAUUGUCGAGCACGCAUUUCCGCACGUCUGCUGCGCGUGCAACACCGGAAGAGAACGCUAUGGUGUCAAUAACGAACUCCAUCAACGAGGAGUAAUAACGAUCCAAUCGUGUCAAGCCCGAAAGAUCGAGUUUCUUUGGCUCAUCGAAGCUUCUUGGGGUAAAGUCGAAAAUGUGUCGUGAUCAUCACCGAACGUGCUCACUUCGCUCAAGUCACGUACGCGCUGCUUUGAUACGACAAUAACAAAAAAACACGACUUGGUAUUAAUACGUUGUGGUGAUCGAGGGAUCAAGCGCUUCUACUUCGAGGCAAUUGCUCCAAGGUGUUGGAGUCCAACUAUCUACGAUUCGAGCCUAGCACGCUCUCGCUUCUCGGCAUAUUUCGGCGUACGCCAAAGCAGGGCUGUCAUUUGAGGUCACACAGAUGUGGUGCUUAGUGGCAUUGAGGGGCACCGUUAGGUCCACCGCCUCAACCUGACUCGGCUUAACUAUGCCCGAAGUUGAAGUCGGGUCUCUUUUAUAUCGACUAAUUCUGACUCCGAAACGGCUUGGCGCGGAAAAUGACUGGCCGAGACGAAGCCAGAUGUGCAGGCUUCGAAAAGCCCGACGAGGACACGCCGAAUGAAGCAAAUGAAGCACGUGGACACCGGUCAAGUGCGCAUGGAGGGCAUCCACACUCACUAUGUCUACCUGCACGUAAAUAAGCAGCUCGCUUAUUGCAAUCGGUUGUGCCAAGCACACCGCAGCCGUUUCGAUUUCCAAUACAAAUUUCAAGUCAUUGAAAUUCGGCGGGAAAAGAUCUAAAAUAGGAAAAAACCUCGGAGAAGAAUUUUGAAAAACCUCUUGAAAUUACUAUUUCGUUGGGGGUGCGGCUCUUGGAAGGCGAAGUCAACCACUUUCGUCCAUACUAAAAGAGACUCGGCGGAAGAAACGAACCGCGUGUACCCGCGCUACGGUCUCCUUUAUACUAGCUGGUCAACCGCCCUGUCGAGAUGCUGACGGAGAGCCCGCCACUGGACAGUGGGGAGCGCCGUGCCGAAGCCCGCCACCGCCGCCGCGAGGCCGCUGCUCCGUACUCGAAGCGCACAAAGGCGGAGGAAGACGAAGACGACGUUGAGUUUUUCGCUCGCGAGACAGGCCACAGCCGACGCGGCAGUGGCUUCUUCGCCCGCUUGGCUAGUUAUAUCCCUAUUGUGAACAAGCUAGUGACUGAAGAAGACGAGGAAGAAGAGGCCGAGUUACAGCCAGCCGUCGACACGUCCGUCGACAGUAUUGACAUUCAGACGACUCAGGAAGACGUAGACGAGGAAGAGGAGGCUCAGGAAGAGGCUGAGAAGGAACAAGAGACCCAGAAAGAGACUGAUAAGGAUCAAGAAACCCCAGAAGAGACUGAGAAAGAGACACAACAGACACCCGAGCCUCAGCCGGAGAAGCAGAAGGAGCCAACGCCACAGGACGAGGAAAUGCCUGAACCCACCUCGUCCCCCGUGACACGUGCGGCCCCAUCCUUCGUCACUCCUAAGGAACAACUCUCCACGCCUCCCAGACACAAUAACAAGCGUGGAUCCCGUAAAUCUCGCUCGCCUUCCCGUGACAGCAGCGUCGACAGCGGAGACUGCAGUCCAGCCAUGAUGCGUUCACAAAGGAAGCGCGGAGACAAGCGCGUGUUCCUUCCUGGCCCUUCACAGCAGUCAAAGAUGUUACGCAUCUCCAGUUCCCAGCGCAGGCGUAAAUCCACGUCCCCUUCGCCCCACGACUCAGCGUUGGCUGUGAUUAAACAGAAGAAAACCAUUACAAUGGAGGAGUUUGAGCGACUGCAGAAGCAGCUGCACGACAUGGUGGAGACGACGCCUCAUACUCAACUGGCGAUGACUCAAGCAGCUCUGGCCAAUGGACUGGAACGUCCGUUCACGCGCGGCUUUCCUGGGCCCACGUCGUUCCCUGGAUACGUUCCAGGCUCCAUUGCCAACCAGAACCACGGAGCGUUGAUCGUACAUGACGAGAGGAAACGUGGCUCUGAGUUAGCGAAGAACGGCGUUCCUUUCGGUAAACGCCCUAGAAACCACGAGAACGGACCCAUUCUCUUCUCAGGCUCCACUCUACGCGGACAGUUGACGCGUGAGGAGCGUCUGAUGAGGAAGCCUCGUCCGUCGCGUCUUUUGACUGGCGCUAAGCGCGAUGCUGCCACGCGUAAUGCUUACUCUGCGGCAGUUGCGGAGAAGAUCUUGUCGACGCUGAAUAAGGUGCAGACUCCGUUGGAACGGGAGGCGCAGAAGCCCACGCCGUCGACGUCCAUGUCCUGGGCUAAGUACCAUCUUUCGAUAGCGGACGAUGAGAAAAAGAGUCUUGAGAAUGGCAUGGAGAUUGACAGCGAUGACGUUGCACCCCCGACGAGUACAGUACCCCGCGUGACGUUCCCUCAGCCUACACAGAAGCCUGCCACGUUGUCUUUUGGUGCUCCGAAGGCUUUGGAGACGCCGGCGAAGAGCGUGACUAGCUCAUCGACGCUGUUCUCGCCUCAGACGGUGUCAAUGACCCCAGCACUUGCUCGUGCACCGGACCAGCAGAAGUUUGAGAAGUUUGGUGAGUUCAAGUUUACUCUCCCGCUUCGUAUUGAUGGAGUUAACCAGGUGGAUGUGGACGAUGAGGAUACUCGUGUAAAGUUUGUGUUUUCUCCACCACCAAGUAUGCGUGAGCCUCCAGUGAAGGCGUCGAGUCAGAAGACUGCAACGAAGAGUAAUGGUGCAGCUCCGUUUGAUUUCAUGCCUUCGUCGCCCAAGACGACGACGACUGAGUGGGUGUCGAAGCCACCUAAGGCGAAAGAACCUGAGAAGCCGAUGGCUACACAGAAGCCUGCUGCGCGCAAGGAAACUGAGAAGCCCAGUACGACGGACGUUGCACCGGCAGCUUCGACUAAUGGCGCUGUGAAUCCCCUUGCGAGGUUCAUGCAGCUGAAGCCGGGACAAUGGAAAUGCCCUGGAUGCAGUGUUCUGAAUGAGGCUACGAGUGCCAAGUGUCCGUGUUGUGAGACGGCGAACCCUGCAGGCGCGUCUGCACCUAAGGCUGCUGCUCCUGCGGCGCCUAAGCCUUCGGGAACGAUUUCAUCUAGCGGCUUUAGUUUUGGUGCGCCCGCUGCGGACGCCAAGAAAGAUGAUAAGCCGGCUGCUGGAUCAAUUACGGCGGGUGGAUUCAGCUUUGGUGCUCCAUCUGCAGACUCGAAGAAGGAAACGGAAAAGCCGGCUGGAUCAAUUUCGUCAAGUGGAUUCAGCUUCGGUGUUCCGGCGGGUGCCGCCAACAAGGAGACUGAAAAACUUGCCUCGGGAAUCACAUCUGGCGGAUUCAACUUUACUGCCCCAACUCCAGCUCCUGCCUCGGACAAGCCAGCCUUUAGUUUCGGUGUCACCGCUGAGUCGGACUCGACGGCUGAUGAUUCUGUUAGUACUGCUCCGAUUUCGUUUGGAUUUUCGCCUCCCAAGAAGACUGGAGAUGCUUCGAAGACUCCUGCCGUAACUGAGAAGGCUGCUGCUCCAUCCUUCUCUUUUAGCUCUGGUCCAUCCACUUCGGCCCCUGCUUCUGCCUCGACAGCUACAACCGGUGGAUUCACGUUUGGCGCUACCAGUACCACCACCGAUAGCUCCAACAAGGGAAAGCGCAAAGCUUCUGAGGCGGAAGAGACCAAGAAGGAUUCUACUCCGUCGUUCAGCUUCGGAGCAACCACGACAGCUACCACUGAAGCACCGAAGGCGAGUGUGCCCGCCUUCAGCUUCGGAGCUGCUCCUGAGUCAAAGCAGCCAAGUCCGAAGGAAUCAGAGCGUCCUAAGAAGCGUGUGGCUCCGUCUUCUGUCGCCGCCGACCCGAAGCCUGAGGUAGCCAAUCCGGCUUUCUCUUUCGGUGCGGCAUCAAAACCACCCCAGGUUCCUGCCAAGGGUAAUACUGGUGUGACUUCAUCUACACCGUCGUUCUCUUUCGGAUCGAACAGCUCGACAACUACUGACAAACCGAAGGAGACUUCUGCUCCAUCUUUCAGCUUUGGUGCGACUCCUUCCACUGAGAAGGCUGCAGAGGCGAAGCCGAAGGAAAUGACACCUCCGAAGACUGGUUUUACGUUUGGAUCAUCGUCGACUACGUCAACCCCGGCGCCAAAGCCUAGCACAGGCUUCGGCCAGACAGCUACAGAGCCCAAGGCCCCUACUUUCUCUUUUGGUGCAUCGGUCAGUUCAGCGCCUGCUACUUCGACACCCGCUACAUCUGCGCCUGGUGCUUCUACUGGCUUCACGUUUGGCCAAAGCUCGACGACUCCUGCCGCUAGCAGUGCCCCUGCAUUCGGUGCUGCUCCUGCUACGUCUUCUGCACCUACGUUCGGCUUUGGCUCGUCGACAGCUCACUCCACUGGUACUUCGACUCCCCCCGUGCCAUCGGGUCCUGCUUCGACGCCUGCGUUUACGUUCGGUUCGUCCUCUUCUGCCCAACCAGCAUCGUCCGGCUUUGGCUCUUCGGGGUCUACCACAUUCGGCCAGCCGCCUGCAACCACUUCGGGCUUUGGCUCCACGUCGACGGCUUUCGGAUCAAGCUCCUCUGGUUUUGGAUCUGGCUCGAGCACUGGCUUCGGUAGCUCGUCUAGUGCUGCCCCCUCAACUGCAUUUGGCAGCUCUACAUCGACGGCGCCAGCUGCACCUGCUUUCGCUUUUGGUGCGUCCAGCCAGGCCCCGACUACCAGUGCUCCUGUCGGCCAGCCCGCGUUUUCUUUCGGCUCGAGCGCUCCUGCCCCCAGUGGCUUUGGAGCGGCACCUGCAGCUUCUAGCGGCUUUGGCUCCAGCGCAUCGAGUGGAUUCGGCGCUGCUGCUGCACCAAGUGGCUUCGGAUCUUCCAGCUCUGCACCUGCCUUCGGUAACCAGGCAACCCCCGCGUUUGGUAGCAGUCUUCCUCCCCCGACGACCACGUUUGGCGCUCCAGCAUUCGGCGCUCCUGCAGCUAAUAGCUUCGGCAGUGGCCCUCCAAGUUCUGGGUUCCGUACGCCUAGCCCAACACCUGCCUUCGGUGCCGCUCCGGGCGCUCCUGCCUUUGGUGCUGCCCCUGCUCCGGCGUUCGGUGCUCCCGCUGCUCCCGCUUUUGGAGCCGCUCCUACUGCUGGAGCUUUCGGCGCGCCUCCUGCUGAAGGCGGGUUCAAUAUGGGAGCCGCUCCUCAGCAUGCAAAGGGUCGACGCAUCCUGAAGGCCAAGCCUCGCACUCGGCGAACGUCAUAGAAGUAAGAAUGAAUCAAUUUAUCUUCAAUGUCUUAUAAUUUACUGUGGGGAUGGCAACUUUACCGAUUGAGGGGACCUGCUUCUGGCCAAGACUCUGAUGAGCUAGACUACUUAUGAAAUACCCUACAUGCACUUGUGAGGAGGUUGAGCUUUACCGAUU